Molecule: messenger RNA, 903 nt
Organism: Octopus sinensis (East Asian common octopus)
Lineage: Eukaryota; Metazoa; Mollusca; Cephalopoda; Octopoda; Octopodidae
Exons: 3
Coding region: 244-903 (219 amino acids)
Molecular function (GO): zinc ion binding; nucleic acid binding
Source: RefSeq, a predicted model, not a curated record
UCAACACCAGCGAGAAAAUUUUCUGAAGUAGCUGGGAAGAAAAUUAAAAAAAUUAACGUGGACAACCUGGGAAAACAUGCAGACUGUGUGUCAAAAGAGGGCACGGAAGUAACCGUGGCUUCAAACGCCCAAAUACAGGAGGAAAUUUCGAAUAGGAGAAUAAUCUAUAAGACAUUCAGUAUAACAAGCAGAGCAAUACAAAAAAUAGAGGAGAAAAAGAUCGAAAACUGCUUAAAGCCGAUUAUGGAUAAAAUAACAUAUAUCAAUCGAGGGAAGAAAUACGGCACAGUGGAGGUGAGAUUCACGUCAGAGGAGGUAGCGAAGAAGCUAUCCAUGGAACCCAUAAAAGCGGAGGAUAUUGUUCUCCUACCCCUGUAUAAAGGCAAGAGAACUUCCAAGAUCACAAUGAAUAACAUUCCGCCAGAAGCGGAUGCCGAAGUCCUGGUGGCAGCAGUUAUGGUAGGCCUGGAGGAAAAAAUAAACAUCCUCCAGGCCACCGUAGAAGAAGAAGAAUUCUGGAAAGGGCAAAAAAUAAUAAUAGCCAUACAAGCAGAAGUACAAACCCUGGAAGAGAUCCCAGAGACUCUAAAGAUAAGCGAAGAUGAAAGAGUCACAGUCUUCGUAGAGGGCAGAAAGCCGAGGUGCUUCGGCUGCGGUAAGAAAGGGCAUGUAAGGGCAGAAUGCCAGCCCCAACCCAAACCGCAGGAAGCAGCUCAGCCAAGUGGAAAAGAAGAAGCCGUGUCGUCAGAAACAGCGCUGGUCGGCCCAGGAGGGACGACUGAAGGUGUGGAGGUGACAGAGGCAGCGGAACCAACGGAAGAGGAAAAAAAGAGCGAGGAAACGAAAAAGGAGGAGGGGUGGCCGGAAGGAUUACGGACGGAUAAAGUCCGAAUUUUUCCAUGA